UCUUCCAUCCACCCCCCCGCCCGCCCGAGCAGCCAAACCAGAAGUUCCUCCCGGAGCAAGCGAGCAGGGGGCAAGCACCUUCGAGGGACUCGCCGUCGGAAGCGGCCCGCCGCCGCAGGCAGGCCAGAGGAGAUGUACUGCCAGUCGUGCAAGAACGUGUACGACGAGGAGGACGCCGGGACCUGCAAGGAGUGCUACGAGGAGGCCAGCGAGACGGAGGAGGAGCUCAAGCGCGAGAUCGACGACCUCCGCUCCCGCCUCCUCUUCCUGCGCCUCCCCUCCCCCACGCUCGACGCCUCCGCCGCCGGCCACUCCGACCUCCUCCUCCACGCCAUCCCCGCCUCCUCCUCCUCGUCCUCGCCCUCCCCCUCCGGCGACGCCGACGGGGCCCGCCUCGACACCCCCGCCGUCCCUGCCCACCGCGUCAUCCUCGCCAGCAGGUCUCCAGUUUUCAGAGCAAUGCUUGACAGUGAGAUGGAAGAGAGCCGGAGCGGCGUCAUCAAGAUGUACGACGUGUCCUAUGAUGUCCUCCGUGCUUUCGUCCACUACAUGUACACGGGGGAGGCUCUCCUGGACGAGCAAAUGGCCUGCGAUCUCCUGGUGUUGGCCGAGAAGUAUGAGGUAAAGCACCUGAAGACCUACUGCGAGAAGUUCAUCACGUCCAAGGUGAACAACGACAACGCCAUCGUCCAUUACGCGUUUGCGCACCGGCACGGCGCGAAGCAGCUGCUUGAGGCCUCCAUGUCGGCGCUCAUGGAUAGCAUGCCCACGCUGGCGGAGCGGGAAGAGUACAAGGAGCUCGUCGAGAGGGACCCGAGGAUCCUCGUGGAGAUCUACGAGACCUAUGUAAGCCGACAGGACAAUACUGCCGCCGAGAGGGAUUCAGAUUGCUGCUGUAGAAAGUGAUAGCUGAGGGUAAAAUAAAGCUAUUCUAACCAAUCGUUUGCAUAUGAAUUCAGUAAAGUCCCAGCUAUUCCAAAUAUAACAGCAUAACCAAUCGUUUGCAUAAAAUUCGGGUCUGGUGAGAUAUAUCUUGAUGCUAUUAUGGAUCGUUGCCCAGAUUUCAGAAUGGAUCAAAGUUGACUGAAAUAAUUAUUUCCAAUAUUUUGUA
Aegilops tauschii subsp. strangulata is the source of this 1111-nucleotide messenger RNA. Its product is annotated as BTB/POZ domain-containing protein At4g08455. NCBI's taxonomy places the organism in Eukaryota, Viridiplantae, Streptophyta, Magnoliopsida, Poales, Poaceae. The record is from RefSeq and is a predicted model, not a curated record. Gene Ontology annotation, molecular function: protein binding.